GUGCUCUUGGGAAGCAGAACGGGGCCCAGAGGCAUUGCUCAAAGGCCAAGGCUUGAGUCAAUGACAGAAGUGCCUGCGUGUGGCAAAAGGAAGGUCUGGCCUAAGAAAGGUCUGUCAACCUGAAUUAUUCAUUUGGGACUUGGCAGGAAGGAUGGGACGAAUGGAGGCCUUCUCUAGCUCAAUCCCACAGCAACAGACAGGAAACCUCAGCUUCCUUGGGAAUCUAAGGUCAGCAUCAGUGCCAAGGGGAAGCUGCAGAGUGCCUCUCCGAGCUGCAGCAAAACCCACCUGCCUGCCUCAGGCAGGUACCCCGGGGGCUGAAGCCACUGCCAUUCCGUCCUCCUUCCGCCCCUUCCCACAACCUGCCUCAGAACCUCAGGCCACACAGCUCAGGAGCUGGAGGACCUUCAGAUAGUCCCUAAGCUACACCCUAAGAUGACCCUUGAGCGGAAGGGCCUCAGUUUCCCCAGAUUCAAGUCCAGCUUUUUCAAAAGUACUAACUGGUUACCCAGCAGACAGCCCACCACUGCCAACCCACACCAAGUCUGGGGCAGGAGAGUUUACGUUGCUGUGUGUGAGCCGUCUCGGAGGCCUGGGGUCUUCUGGCUGAUCCUGGCUCCCUGAGAAGGUUUGGCCAGGGCUCCUGAGAACAUCUGACCCUGGGGAUGGCAGGGAUGGGAGGCAGAGGCGCUAGGAAUGACAGUGCUUCUUGGGUCUGGCUGACACCCCCCCACCAGGCAGAAAGCUCCAAGCAGUUCAAUACCAAGGCCCAACUCCAGGGGGGCCUCACCUGGCCCCUCACGAUGGUUUCUGCAGCAGUAUGGAUGCCAGCCGCCACUAGGACGUGCAGUCACUGUCAUCAGGUCGCGGGAGGGCAGGCCAGGGGGCAUCAGGGUAGGAGAAACCAGGCCUGGGGACAAGAAAACCUGAGUCCCUGGCCCAGCACAGCCAGUGACUUGCGGGUGACUUUGGCCAAGCCCCAGCCUCCUUGGGGCUCAGUUUCCUGACUCUCAAAGUAGAGAAUACAGCAGCCUCCAACCCCUCUGCAUCAUGGCAGGGAACCCUGCCAAGAGCCCUCAGCCAGGAAGACACCUGUGCUAUGACAGCGAUAAAGGCCAAGAAGGAGAAAGUUGAGGACUGCUGACAGCCCCGCCUUCUGUCCGGGACCUGCUACCUCGACCUCGGGCCCUCCCUCCUCUUGUGGAUUUGCGGGUUGCCCCCUUCCCACGCUGAAGCAUGGUGGUGCAGGACAGCAUGGACACCCCUGGCGUGCCACUGGAGCCCUUCCUGCACCAGGUCGGAGGUCACCUGAGCAUACUGAAGUAUGAUGAGCACACGGUGUGCAAGCCCCUCAUCUCCCAGGAGCAGAGGUUCUACGAGUCCCUGCCACUGGCCAUGAAGCGCUUCACUCCGCAGUACAAAGGCACCAUCACCGCGCACCUCCGGAAAGACAGCCGAGGCCGUCUCAGCCUGGUUGCCAACCCACUGAAGGGGACCCGGGGACCCUUCAAGGUCUCCACGGAGUCGGCAGCCGUGGCCAUAUGGCAGACCCUCCAGCAGACCACCAGCGGCGGCGGUGCCCUCCCCCUCCCCCAGUGGCAGCACACGCAGCUGGCACACUCGCUCAAGGAGAGCCCAGCCACAGCGCUCCUGAGGUCCGAGCUCCACCUCAAGACCCAAGUCCCCUCCCUGGUGGAGGAUGUGCACGGGAACCAGACAGAGAGGAGAAGCUUUAACCCGUGGGGCCUGCACUGCCACCAGGCCCACCUGAGCCGCCUGUGCGCUGAGUACCCUGAGAACAAGAGGCACCGGUUCCUGCUGCUGGAAAACGUCGUGUCACAGUACAAGCAUCCCUGCAUCUUAGACCUGAAGAUGGGGACCCGGCAGCACGGGGACGAUGUGUCGGAGGAGAAGAAGGCCCGCCACACGAGGAAGUGUGCACGGAGCACCUCGGCCUGCCUGGGCGUGCGCAUCUGCGGCAUGCAGAAAGAGAUGCCUGUCGUGUGCUUAGGACGGCUAAUUGUAGCAGCUGAUCUCCAGCCCUCCAAAGGCAACACCAAGUCUAUGGUUUAUCAAACCGAUAAGAAGCACUUUCUCUUCAAAGACAAGUACUAUGGAAGAAAACUCUCAGUGGAGGGCUUCAGACAAGCGCUUUAUCAGUUCCUGCACAAUGGGACCCGGCUCCGGACGGAGCUGCUAGAGCCCAUCCAGCGCCAGCUCCGGGCCCUCCUCUCAGUCAUUAGGAGCCAGAGUUCAUAUCGGUUCUACUCCAGCUCUCUCCUCAUCAUCUAUGAUGGUCAGGAGACUCUGCAGAUGCCCCACGGCAGUAAUGUCGUCAAAGUUGACAUCCGGAUGAUCGACUUUGCUCACACAACAUACAAAGGCUCCUGGAAUGAACACACCACCUACGAUGGACCAGAUCCAGGCUAUAUCUUUGGCCUGGAAAACCUCAUGCAGAUCUUGCAGGAUAUUCAAGAAGGAGAAUGAGACUUGUUGGGCCCAUCCAGAUUUUUCUGGAGGAUAGCUCUCCAAAGGGGCCUGUUGGUAGCGAGGGUAUUCUACAUACCCCUGAGAUGUGUCUGUAAUAAUUAUAUCUACAUUCAAAAGCCAUCUCUAUACAUGGCAGGCUAUACUAACAGCUGCUAAAGAAACCAGCUCUGGAGGUGAUUCACGUACCCUGGCAUCUUGCACUCAUGCCAGUGGUCGCAGGCUGCACAGCAGGAUGAAAUGGUGCCUUUCUGGAGUAAAGGGUGGGGUGCAGAGGAGUUAGAGGCCAGCAUUACAGUGAGAUUCUGGAGUAUUUGCAUUUAAAGAUGCUUUCUUGUUGUCAUGCUGCAGUCUCACAAGCUGUAAGGCAAAAAAAAAAAACACCCAAAAACUUUACUUGAAGCCUGGAAGAAAGGGUUCCCUAGUUAUCGUUUUUCUG
Molecule: messenger RNA, 2926 nt
Organism: Physeter macrocephalus (sperm whale)
Lineage: Eukaryota; Metazoa; Chordata; Mammalia; Artiodactyla; Physeteridae
Gene: IP6K3
Product: inositol hexakisphosphate kinase 3
Exons: 7
Coding region: 1237-2487 (416 amino acids)
Biological process (GO): phosphatidylinositol phosphate biosynthetic process; inositol phosphate biosynthetic process
Cellular component (GO): nucleus; cytoplasm
Molecular function (GO): inositol hexakisphosphate kinase activity
Source: RefSeq, a predicted model, not a curated record